GCCGCCUAUCCCCCGGGACCGGCCGCGGGCCGCCCACACGGGACGCGGCCGCGGGCGGAAGCGGAGGCGCCGUGAGGCGAGGGCAGCGCUGGCGGGGUGUGCUAAUUGGAGCUUGUUCCCAUCGCUGGGAUGGCUCCCUGGGUACCUUUAGGUACGAUGGCUCGUGUCUUCGUGUACGGCACGCUUAAGAAGGGCCAGCCCAACUACAAGCACAUGAUAAACACCGCCAAGGGGAUAGCGAAAUACCAAGGAAGGGGCCGCACCGUGGAGAAGUACCCUCUGGUGAUCGCAGGGAAAUACAACAUCCCUUUCAUGCUGAACAUCCCGGGCACGGGGCACCACGUGGCCGGGGAGAUUUACACCGUGGACGACCAGAUGCUGCAGUUCCUCGACGAAUUCGAAGGCUGCCCAGACAUGUACCAGCGCACGACGAUGAGAAUCGAGGUGGUGGAGUGGGAAGGGAAAAGCAGCGCGGCCGGGAGCAGCGUGAUGGAGUGCUUUGUGUACAGCACGACCACCUACCAGCCCGAGUGGGUCCAGCUGCCCUACCAUGACAAUUACGAUUCCUCCGGGACUCACGGCCUCUCCUACGUGCUGCGCGAGAGCAGGGAUUAAGCCAGCGCAGCCCCGCCGAAGGCGCAGUAGCACGGUAGCACCUUCCAGGAAACCCGUAAUGCCCUUGUAUUAAAACCCGAGAUCUCUUGUAACCUCCCAAACCUGGGCGCGUUGGCUCUAGCGUGUCGUAGGCCUGGAGGCUGGCACGCAGCCCCGGCUAGGCACAGCCUGCUGCCCCCACUAACACAGCCUAACUGGUUUCGCAUGACGCCUGAACCAAGCGUAUCUGUCUGCGCGCACCCCUCUGGGGGUUUGGGUUUUAUCCUCCACCACCCCCAGCCUCGCCUCAAGUACGGGGCUGAGGUGAGUGAAAGGCAGAUGAACACACUAACUCCUUCUUACCAGAAUUGAUAAAUUUAUCACGUGUGUUCUCCAAGGCAGGCGGCGAAAUAAUGAUGCUGUUGUACUAAUAGCUACAACUGAUUUUUAAAAAUUUUAUCUGCAAACAAAGUAAAACACACCUCGCAUUUAAUAUCGCUUUGUGUGUGGUAGGCUACUGAAUGUAAACAACCUGGGCAAACAAAUGUGUCUUGGGAGAGAAAUGACCAUACCGAUAGCCUGCACUUCAAGGAAAACCUGAAAUUGCUGUAGAAAUAGAGGGGAGAGAAUUUAACAAUGACUAUUCCUACUCUGUGAUGCAAUGUUUUCUGAACUGGAGAUGAUUAUUUUUAAAACGUGUUUAGUUUUAUGAGAAGAGAUAUUAAAGAAAUAUUAAAUAUUAAAGAGAAUUACAUUUCAAGUCGUAUUUUUAAUUUAACAUCCUACUAAGCACUUUAGGUACUAUUUCACUUUAAUAAGGGACUGGGGGAAUCUGGGAGUUACGGGCCAGGGAAAGCAAACCUGAUUUCAGCUGCCCACCACAGUACACCUGCAGCUGGGGUGGGCACUUACUGUCCAGGUGACUUUUAGCCAAGCACUUUAAUGCAGAACUUGCAGUCAGAUGCAGUCUGAAUUUCUUACUGGGGGGCGAUUAUUACUCACGUUAUAAUAUUAAAAAAAUCCCCAAAGGACCUGUAUGUGAUUAUUGCAACAUUUAAAGUGCCAAAAAAAAAAAA
This is a messenger RNA of Anas platyrhynchos (mallard), 1670 nucleotides long. RefSeq names its product gamma-glutamylamine cyclotransferase (gene GGACT). Gene Ontology annotation, molecular function: gamma-glutamylaminecyclotransferase activity. The record is from RefSeq and is a predicted model, not a curated record. Lineage: Eukaryota; Metazoa; Chordata; Aves; Anseriformes; Anatidae. Gene Ontology annotation, cellular component: cytosol.